Cadophora gregata is the source of this 1204-nucleotide messenger RNA. RefSeq lists its product as uncharacterized. The coding region runs from base 310 to 1035 and encodes 241 amino acids. Gene Ontology annotation, biological process: secondary metabolite biosynthetic process. Lineage: Eukaryota; Fungi; Ascomycota; Leotiomycetes; Helotiales; Ploettnerulaceae. The transcript is spliced from 2 exons. The record is from RefSeq and is a predicted model, not a curated record. Gene Ontology annotation, cellular component: cytoplasm; nucleus.
CAGAAAUGCUGUGCCGUUUUAGUCGCCGAGCGUCAGCUUCGGACCCUAUGUCGGCCUCCCCCACCACCAUCACGUGAAUAUGCAGAUAUUCUUGCGAACACAUCCCACACUCCACUCCAUUCUUCAAGCUACUGUUCAGGAUACACAUGUAAUAGAUCAUUGAAUCCCUGUCUUGCAUCACGAUCGCUUAAUCUUGAAGUCAUUGUUGACUCUGAGCCUCGUCCCGCCUUAUCUUUCACCACGCCGGAUCUCGAGGCUGGUUGCAAGUCACGCAACUCAUUAUCUACGGUGGCUACCUAAUCUGACGCCAUGUCCUUCCCCAUGGAACCCCUCCCCCGGAUCGCCUGUUUCCACGGAGGUGGCAGCACCGCCUCCAUCUUCACUAUUCAGAGCGAACAACUCACCAGGCUCCUCUCCAAUACCUUCCAAUUUGUCUUCUUCGAUGCACCUUUCGAGCGAGAUGCCGGCCCAGGUGUCCUUCCCAUCUUCACUUAUGACCAGUACGGGCCGUACCGAACGUGGUUUACGCGGUCUCCAGACGGGACGGAACGGGUUGAUGGGAGGGGUGAGAAUGGGAAGGGGGAAGGAGGUGUGGAGAGGGCGUUGAGACUGAUUGCUGAGGAGGGUGGUGAGGGCGAGUGGGUGGGUUUGAUGGGGUUUAGUCAGGGGACGAGGGUAGUGGGGGGCAUUUUGGCGGAUCAGAUGAGGAGGAGGGAGAUGGGAGUGCCGAAGGCGGAGGGAGAGUUGGAUUUUAGGUUUGGGAUUCUUUGUAUGGGUGGAGCGGCGCCGAUGGUGUCGGAUUUGAUGCAUGCUUCGCUUUCGGAGGACUUGAUUAAUAUCCCGACGUUACAUUUGCAUGGGACGAAGGAUGUGAAUUAUGAGAAUGGGAAGAAACAGCUCAAAGCUUAUUACGAUCAGAGUACGGCAACGGUGUGGGAUAUUGUGUAUCAUCAUGCUAUGCCAUGGUAUCGAGCGGAUGUGCUGAAAUUCGUGGAGAUGGUUAGGAAGUUGUAUGCUGAUACUAAGGGGACUUAGUGAGUGGGAAGAUCUGCAUAGCGAUUUGAAAUCCUUGGAGGGCGUUGGUGGAGCGGGUUAGAAGAUAGGCAAGACCUUAGCUGGAUUUGUUUGGAUUUCAGGAUAAGGCGGCAUGGAGUCUUAAGAGCCGUAAUCUCCCAAGGAUAGAAUUUAUAGAAUAUGCAAUUUG